Molecule: messenger RNA, 3092 nt
Organism: Rubroshorea leprosula
Lineage: Eukaryota; Viridiplantae; Streptophyta; Magnoliopsida; Malvales; Dipterocarpaceae
Source: the annotation of a GenBank genome assembly
AUCAUUUCAACAAUUAAAUAGAAAUUUUAUUUUCAGAUUUUAAUAAAAAAUACAGAAUAAUUAAAAAAAUUUGAAAUAAAAAGAAAAAAAUUCGAAAAACUCACUUAUAUAGGUAGAUUAGAAACCAAAAAACUUGCAAAUGCUCAGAUCAAGCCCAAAUCAACAGCUAAACAUAGCAGAUCUGCAAAUAUGGUAUAUGCUUAAACUGUCGAACAAAAAAAAAAUUGUUAGGCUGCAGAAAAAAAAAAAAAAACAUCAGCAAGAUCGCCGGCCUAAAACCGACUGAAAAGAGUUAUAUACCUCGGUCGCUGGCCAGAGAUUGGAGGAGGAGAAGCUUGCAGCGGAGAGGAAGAAAAAGAAAGAAAAAACAGAGGAAAAUUCCAGAUCAAAUGCAGAAUGGGGGGGGGACGGCCGAGACACGGGGAAGAAGGCUGCAUGCAACCUUAUACAGACCGAUCCCGGUCUGAAAAACAUUGCAGGUGGGCCCCAGAGUCCAAUCAACUCAGAGAUUCCCUAACCCAAUUUUCAGACCGAUACCGCCUUGUGCAUUUGUGGGACCCGUCUCACGAGUGCACGGCGUCUGUCGCGUCUCGAAAUUGGGUUUUGGGGCGUGACAGAUUUAGUGGAUUUGUUUUGGACUUGGCUAGCCAGUGGAUUGUAGACCCGUGGUGAGACGAGUGAUGGGGUUAUAUAAGGGACAAUUCUGAUUCAUGUUGCCUGAAUUUUCUCAUCCAUUUCGAUGAGAUGGUGAUCUGAUUGUUCUUGUUUCCUGCCUUUAUACUCUGUGUGAAGUUGUGAAAGUAAUCUUGCUCGUUAUGUCCUGAAGACCUUGUUUUGAAACUUGGUCAUUUCUGAUAGUCUGCACUUGUUUAGACUUGUCACGUGAAUAGAAUUUUCGUAUGCUCUUUUGCCACAAUGUUGAAAUCUGGGGAGUUGUAAAAAUCUUUUGUUAUUGAUCUUGUUGGUCUCUACAGCCUAGCUGGUUGAGAAGUUUGUUCUGUUUGUCACAUGACCAGUGGAGGAUGGGUAAACCCUCUACUUUGCAAGAGAUUCCAGGCUAUUUUAGCAAAUGUUGUGUGUUUUCUAGCUACGUUUUAGGAGCUGGAUAACUUGGUAAUUCCGUUGCUCCUUAUCUUUCUGAAAGUCUUGUAGUGAAGUUUCACUUUUUCCAUUUGGAGCUUCGUGAUUGGCAAGUUGUCAUAAAGUUAAACUCUCUAUUGCUGCCAAUCUCUACAUUCUUGAUACUUGGAAAUUGCUUGAAACUCUUGAAAUCCAUCUUGAAUCUUUCUUGAGAUUGCUUUGUACUUGUUCUUGAAACUAAAAUCCAAAAAUGGAUAAUGAUUAUUGAAAUCCUCAUUAUCUGGAUAGUUGUCUGAAAUUAAUUCUUGCACUGUUCUUGAAAUCUAUUUUGAAUUGUCCUUGGAAACGUUCUUGUUCUGACUCUGCUCUUGUUCAAAUUUUGUAUACUGCUCUUGCUUGAAUCUUGAAUAUUUUGCUAGUUCUUGUUUCAGUAUACCUGUUGAUCUUCUUGAUUCUUGGUUUUUGUUCAUAUGGACACCUCUUUAGGAGGGGUGACGAUUAUCAGAAGAUACCUAUAUGAGGUAUUCUAAAUUCUUGUCUCUUGCAAGUGUUAAUCUCUGUAUUCUUGAUGCCUUAACUUUGACUUGACUCUAGAAUGAUUUGAUUGUAAAUCUGUUUAGCCUCCAUGAGCUACAAGGUGAAGGGGUAGUCUUUGAAAUACCUGAUGUCCUAGAGUUUUGUUCCAAGUGAAAUGCCAUUGCUUUGUUCUGUUAAUUAAUUCUAGUACUUGAAGUGCUAGAUCUUGACAUUCUAAUUAUAUCUGCUCUUGAAUCCGUGUUCUGAUUGUCAUUAUUGGAAUCUCUUGUGGGCUUAAUUUUUUGAAAUUCUAUUGCUUGUUUCAUGAUUAGCUCGUCUCUCAAUUUUGACUGCUUGGUUAAAUUUGAUCUUGAUUCUUGGUGAAUGCCAUUUUGUUGUUGAAUUUUGAGGCAUUCUACCUUGCACUCUUAUGUUCCAAGCAUUCAUAUUUUCUAUUGAUUUUAUUCUGUUGCAAUUCUUGAGAGUCUUCCAUGUCUUUCGAUGGUCUUAGCUUUUAACUCUUGUUAAUUGCUAAAAUUUGUUUCUUGAUUCCAAUUGCUUUGUUAAAUAUGACCUUGCCUAUUGGUUAAUCUUGUUUUGUGGCAAAAUGUAUAAGGCAUCCAUGCACUCGUUCAUUCAUUCAUGAUCCAUAUAUCUGUUGGAUGCUUAUCCGUCUUUGAUAGAGUUCAAAGUUUUGUUGUAUUCAUCUUUAAAUCCAUGCCAUUCUUUGCCAACUUGUCUUGUGAUGGAUUAGUCGUGAUUUGAUAUCAGAGUGGCGCAGCGGAAGCGUAGUAGGCCAUGUCUGUUCAUAGAAAGUGAGUGAGGCAUUUGUUUGUCUUGGAUUGUGUGAAGCCAUUCACCACUUGAUAUGGUCCUCAAUAUGAGUUUUAGGGACAAAACUCCUUUUUAGGAGGGGUAAGUGUAAUAUCCCAAAUUUUCGGGAAUAUUGAAGUGUAAGUUAAGGACUUGAUUGUGAAAAAAGAUUGUUUUGGAGCCUAAUGUGAAUAUUUCAAAAGUUGAGGGACUUAAAGAGGGAAAGAUUUUGGAUAAGGAUGACUUCUUUUCUUUUCUCCUUUUUCUUUCUUUCUUUUCUUCUUCUUCCCCGCGUGUUCUGCUCUGUCUUCCCGCUGCAGCCGCCCGAAAAAAAAAAAAAAGGGGAACCCAGCCAUGCUUGAGAAACUAGUGAGAAAGCUUGGAGAUUUCUCCUUCCUUCUUGCUCUAGAACACACCUAGAACCCAGAAAUCUUCCCUCCCCUGCUGGAAAAGUCGGAUCUGCCUUGCUCUGCUCCUUCACCGCCGGCUGUUCUUGCCUUGUGGGGGCGAAUUGGCUUGGGUUUUUGAACCCGUGAGCUUCUUCUCCAAAUUGCCGCCGGCUUCUCUUCCCCCUGCAGCUCCGGUUUUAGCUGGAAAAUUCUGGUAUGUGGCAGCCUUAAACCAUUGUUUUUAAGCUUGAUUAAGGUAGAAUUAGCUUGAUUAGUUUGCUGCCGUGUGAUGUC